CUUACCAAAUGAAAUGAACAAGAAAACACAACAUAAAUUCAAAAUAUAUAGGAGAAAUCAUGCGACAAAAGAUCUCCUAUAUAUUUACACCACCAGUGGAAAAGGAUACCCUCUCAUCUGCGGCAUUAACGCAAACAGGUGACGAGCAUCCUGUGCACCACCACCGCGCUCCCAGUAACAAGCGCGUAAACAUCCUCACACUUCAGUCCAUGUGGCCUCAGACCCUCGACCCCUCCUCCCACCUUUUAAAGCCCUCUUCUCCAUUCCCCCACUCCCGACUACGUCCCUCUCUUCCUCCGCUCCGCUUCUCCUUUCCAUCCUCUUCUCCUAUUCUCCAACGUGUCCGCCUCGCCUCCGCCUCCGCCUCCGCCAUGGAGUCAGUCGCCGAGUGGGGCCUCACCCCUCUGUCCGCCGUCGACCCGGAGAUCCACGAUCUCAUCGAGCAUGAGAAGCACCGCCAGUCCCACGGUAUCGAGCUCAUCGCCUCCGAGAACUUCACCUCCUUCGCCGUCAUCGAGGCCCUCGGGAGCGCCCUCACCAACAAGUACUCCGAGGGCAUGCCCGGCAACCGCUACUACGGUGGCAAUGAGCACAUCGACGCCAUCGAGAACCUCUGCCGCUCCCGCGCCCUCGCCGCCUUCCGCCUCGACCCUGCCAGGUGGGGCGUCAAUGUCCAGCCCUACUCCGGUAGCCCCGCCAACUUUGCCGCCUAUACCGCCCUUCUUAACCCCCACGACCGCAUCAUGGGCCUCGACCUCCCCUCCGGCGGCCAUCUCACCCACGGAUACUACACCUCCGGGGGAAAGAAGAUCUCCGCCACCUCCAUCUACUUUGAGAGCCUGCCCUACAAGGUCAGCUCUGUCACCGGCUACAUCGACUACGACAAGCUCGAGGAGAAAGCUCUCGACUUCCGCCCUAAGCUCAUCAUCUGCGGCGGGAGCGCGUAUCCUCGAGACUGGGACUACGCAAGAUUCAGGUCCAUUGCUGACAAGUGCGGCGCAUUGUUGCUGUGCGAUAUGGCUCACAUUAGUGGCCUCGUGGCCGCUCAGGAAGCUGCAAAUCCCUUUGAGUCCUGUGAUGUGGUUACAACCACCACUCACAAGAGUCUCAGAGGACCGAGAUCCGGCAUGAUCUUCUUCAGGAAGGGCCCUAAGCCUCCAAAGAAGGGACAGCCAGAAGACGCUGUCUAUGAUUUCGAAGAUAAAAUCAACUUUGCUGUGUUCCCAGCCCUCCAAGGUGGUCCUCACAAUCACCAGAUUGCUGCUUUGGCUGUUGCAUUGAAGCAGGCAACUUCACCUGGAUUCAAGGCCUAUGCCAAGCAGGUCAAGGCCAAUGCGGUUGCUCUUGGAAACUAUCUGAUGAGCAAGGGAUACAAACUGGUGACAGACGGAACUGAGAAUCAUCUUGUCCUUUGGGAUCUCCGACCUCUUGGCUUGACCGGAAACAAGGUUGAGAAACUUUGUGAUCUUUGCAAUAUCACUGUCAACAAAAAUGCUGUUUUUGGUGACAGCAGUGCAUUGGCUCCUGGAGGUGUACGAAUUGGUACUCCUGCCAUGACCUCAAGGGGCUUGAUUGAGAAGGACUUUGAGCGGAUAGCAGAGUUCCUUCACCAGGCAGUAACCCUUUGUUUGAGCAUUCAGAAGGAACAUGGGAAGCUGCUGAAGGACUUUAACAAAGGCUUGGUGAACAACAAGGAUAUCGAGGAACUCAAGGCAGCGGUGGACAAGUUUGCUUCCUCAUUCCACAUGCCUGGCUUUCAUAUGUCUGCCAUGAAGUACAAGGAGUAGGCAGCUUAUCACAUCCAAGAUCUGCUCUUUUGGUUUUACUUCUUUCCGACAGUUGCAGAUCUUUUCUUUUUGUUCCAGCUAUUCUCUUUUCUCUAUGAUGUGCCCAUGGAGGGAGCAUAUUUCUUUAACCUAAGAAUGGAUUCCAUGUUCUGAUUCUA
Messenger RNA from Musa acuminata subsp. malaccensis (wild Malaysian banana), 1945 nucleotides. Lineage: Eukaryota; Viridiplantae; Streptophyta; Magnoliopsida; Zingiberales; Musaceae. The record is from RefSeq and is a predicted model, not a curated record.